Pseudocercospora fijiensis CIRAD86 is the source of this 4382-nucleotide messenger RNA. RefSeq lists its product as uncharacterized. The transcript is spliced from 4 exons. The coding region runs from base 933 to 4382 and encodes 1149 amino acids. Lineage: Eukaryota; Fungi; Ascomycota; Dothideomycetes; Mycosphaerellales; Mycosphaerellaceae. The record is from RefSeq and is a predicted model, not a curated record.
AAGGAAGUCAUUCGGACUACGGACUUCUCCAAUUUUCACGAGCAUGGCCACAAUCAGUAUGCAAAGCUAGUAGUUCGCCGCGUCUUGAACUCAUGACCAACGCUCGCCGCGCUCAGCAUCCUUCGAGGUCAAAUUCGCAUGCCAACCCAUCUGUUGGGGAAUCCGAUCUCGAUCCGCAUAUCCCUUGCCGCCUCGCAUGGCUCAUCUCUCGAUGCCAACCUGUCUGUUGGGAUCUCUCCCCCAUCCUUUGCCGCCUCGGAUGGCUCUUGUCGUUCCAAUACCCGUAACAUCAUGGGCGAAGAGCGUGACAACAAAGCCCUCAAAAUGAUGUCUGUACAUUGCCGAAAGUCCUCCGGCGGCAUUGCGGUCCUAUACGCUGUUGAGGCCAGAACGAUAGGCGGACUGCUGCAUGGCAACAAGCAAAAUUGGUGGGCUCAAAGGUCCCAGUAGUGCUCAAAUUGAAAUUCCGCAGCAUCAUGUCAUGGCGCAUGGCAUCGAUCUUGGGAUACAUGUCAAGCUCACGUCCAAAAAGAGAUGCCCUGACAGAUCAGGUAUCGCUGGAGGAUUGGAUGGGAUGCAGGAGACAGCUCUAGUCUUCAAAUUCGGAAUCUGCUUAGCCUCGCGAGCUCUACCGUGGUCCUCUCGACAUUGUGCGUGCUACAUCGGAAUAGGCUGACUCUUGCAGUGCUUCGCUUUCUGUACGCAUAUGCCACAUGCUGCUGCUUCCUGCAUCGUACUGCUUCGCGAUCUAGCAGUUUUGCGAAAGUCCCGGGAGCUGGGAUUGUUGGCAAAGUGCUGCAAUGUUUAAUGGAGCGGCGUGAAGGUCAUUCGUUGGUGUCAUCGCUAUCGGAGAAGGUCGAGGAAGCUGCUCGGAGGAGUCGGGGAAGACAUGUUGAUCGAAAAAGACGGCGGCUCGUUCGAUGUAGCGCGGCAUGGCGUGGCUCGGAUUGCGAAUGAAAUUGCAGCGCGUAGGCCAGGCCAGGCCAGGCCAGGCAGCAAACCAAAGACAGCCAGCGAAGCCUCUGGCAUGUCUCCAACAAUCCACCGCCGACGACAAUGGCAUUUGGCCUAGUGUCUUCCCACCACUUCUCGCAAGCACAUCGCCAAAGUUGAGCUUCACCCGCGGCACGGCACCUGUGGCAUAUCAUAGCUUUCACAGAGAAGUUGUCGGUAGCUUCGCCGAAGCCGAGCGACCAGCCUACCAGCUUCUCCAAAACUCACGCUCGCAGUCCAAGACUUACGAUUCCGACACGGAGGACUCUAACGUUGAGUCCGACAGCUCUACCGACAGUGAUCCAGAAGACUUCGUCGCCGUCUUCGCCGGUCUGACCAUUGGCCAACUUCGCGGCACAUCUAUUGGCAGGGCAAACGCAUCAUGGACCGACCAGCAGAAGACCGUCAUGUUCAAGAGCGCCAUUCAGCACGGCUACUCCAGCAAGAAUGUUCCUACGCCUUCGCAACUGCUCCAGCUCUGCUCCGACCUGAAUGUUCCCAUGCAUUUGGGACUGCGCGUUGCCAAAGCCUGCGUCACCAAGAUUGUCUCGUGGAUCACUAGCAACAUCGAUCAGACCAAGACUACAGGAUUGAUCACAGAAAACUGUGUCGGCAAACUGGGCAACAAGCUUCAGUAUGAGAUCUUGGUCUCUGAAGCUCUGAUCAAGGCCGUCCGCGAGCCUGACUUCUCCUUUUCCAGAUCCAUCCAGGGUGGACUUGUGCUGCGGCAACACAACGAAUGUGGGCGGUCUUUCAAGAGGAUCAAGAACAUGUCAAACUUAUCGGCAAACUCUGUGACCAAGCACGUCGUCGCCCAGCUGAGCCAGUGUGUUUCCAAAGCUCCAAAGACAAAGAAGCCUGCCGCUACCUCAGUCAAUCCUGCAUCGUAUAUCGCGGCAUACCCUGCCUCUUACCACAGUCCCCCGUAUGCCUCACCUCACUGGUCAUUUCCGGCAUCGCCAGCAUCGCCAGCAUCGCCAGGUCAGCUCGGUCCGUAUGGUGCACCUGUCACUCCGCAGUCUUCCAGCAGAUCAUAUCAAGCCGUGUCUUCUUCACCAGAGUAUGGAGGAGUCUACAGUGCUUUCUCUACGCCAGCAUCUUCGGUGGUGCCUUCAACUGGAAAUCAACAUCCAUAUCGACCAUUCAGCUCUACACAACAGUAUGGACGAGGUCAUAGCGCUUCCUUCUCGCCACCAUCACAAGCCUCUUCUGGUGGCGCUCCACACGGUCAGGCCAUGUCUUACUCGACUCAACAUCAAUACCAGCCAGUUACACCUUCACGAAAGCAUGAAGAAGCCUACGGCGCUUUCUACUCGCCAUCACCUUCCGCUGGCCAUUCUGCAACUCCAUACCACCAAGCCGCCUCCUCCUCUACUCCGCACACACGAACUGCUCAUGCUCACCACAUGGUCGCCUCUCCGCCAAAGUAUGGAUACAAUUACGGCGAUCCCGCCUCGCCAGAUACUUCCACGUCGCAUGGUGGAGCCCUGGAGAAGCCCAGUGUUUCUCACUCAAACCACCCAACGACCGCUGUCAAGCCGCCACGCUCAUCCCUGCUCGACGACCCGGAGGAGUCGUUGACGGCCACCCUGGCCGGAUGGAACCUGGGCCCAGUAGCGUCGGCGGUCAAGCAAGAAGAGCAGACCUUGGCGGCAUCCCCCUUGGAAGAGCAGCGCCUGCGGGAGAAUCUUUCUCGUCACAUCCCGCCUGAUCAAGUCGAAGACAUUCUGCGCCUGAGAAGAGAGGGCAUUCUGCGUUCUCCCUCGCGGCUGGAUGGAAUGGUUCCAUCUGCUCCUGCUGCCCAUCCUCAACAGCCUUAUUUGGCAAGCAUUGAUGCAGCUCUUCAUGCCUUUCAUCGGCCAGAUUACGGCUCGCAGCCUGCUCAGCCGAUGAUCAAGCAAGAGCAGGCUCCCGGAGCCUCGGAACCACAUCCGCCAAAUUAUCGCCAGCUUCAUCCAUCGUCCACACAAUCAAGUCAUACCCAUACUUCUCGCGACCCUCACCAAUUUGGCCGUGACCUGCAGUAUUCUCACCCAGUUCCCAGCCAGGAACAGGCUCGACCAAAUCCGCCACCGCAGACACACACACCGCCUGCCCAGGUCGCAAGCGCUGCCACUCUUCAAGGCUUUCAGAAGCUGCACUGUGGAUCACAAUUCACUCACCUAGCGCCCAGCCAAGUGCAAGUUGCCCGACCAAAAUCGUCCCAGAGUAAUCCACCUCCUGCGCAGACCGCCGGCACUUCGACUUCCCACGACGUGCAGCAGAUGCACUAUGGAUCACAAUUCGCUCACCCAGCGCCCAACCGAGAGCAAGUUGUGCGACCAGAUUCGUCCCAGGCUCAUCCACCUCCUGCGCAGACCGCCGGCACUUCGACUUCCCACGACGUGCAGCAGAUGCACUAUGGAUCACAAUCUGCUUACCCAGCGCCCAACCGAGAGCAAGUUGUCCGACCAGAUUCGUCCCAGACUCAUCCACCUCCUGCGCAGACCGCCGGCACUCCGACUUCCCAGGACUUGCUCCCGCUUCACCACGGCCCACAGUCUACUCAUCCGAUGUCGAACCCAGAACAGGCAGUAAAACACUCUGUCCCAGCCACGGCACACUCUCGUCAAGUUCACACCAUGUCAACUGAGGCAUCAAGCGAUGCGGCAUUGUCUGGUAUGCGUCCGCUGAGCUUUGGCAUGCAUUCUGCUCAUACCGGAUUCAUGCCACCGCAGGCCGCUCACAAUCACAUGGUCAUUACGCCGGAUCACCUCCAGCUCCAGAACCCAAAGCCCAUGCCAGCUACGACAGCUCACGCUGAAAAUCACAUGCCGAUUCCCCCCAAUCACCUCCAGGUCCAGUCUAUGCCAGCUACGACAGCUCACGCUGCAGGUUUGGAGAGUGCAUCUCUGAUCGAGCCUGCUCAAUCGAUUUCUCCACAAACUUUGAGUGAACUGUCGUCAGCCCAGGUGGGUGCCAAGGAAGAGAUCUCUCAGCAAUCCGACAUGCCUCCGAUGCGCGCGCAAGCACAGACAGCUCCACCAGCGUCUGUUCAGGUUCCGUCAGCUGGGAAUCCUCCUCCUUGGGACUUCGCUCCACGCCUACUUCAUGCUCUCGGACAAUGCACACCUAUCCCUUACGCCGGUGAUGGUCCGAACAUGAUCCAUGGCCUCGAAUUCCGUUCACCAGAUUCCACACAACCAGUCACACAGUCACAGCCGCAGUCAAUUCCAGCUAUGCCUUCAUCUCAGCACAAUCAGCGUCUGCACAAUCCAUUCAUCAACGAAGACGCUGCGCACAGCUCAGCCCGUGCUCCAAUGCCGCGGACUCCAGUCCUUGUUGCCGCUCAUCAACAGCCAGCGCAGAUGCCUACGAACUUCGGCACUGGACUAGAAGAGGCUUUGUAG